AUGACCCUCUUCCCCGGCGUCGCCCUAAUCACAGGAGCCGCAUCGGGCAUCGGCCGCGCAACCGCCCUCUCCUUCGCGCGAGAAGGCUGCCGCAAACUCGCCCUCGCAGACCUCAACACCUCCGGGCUGGAAGAAACGGCUAAAGCGAUCCACGAAGCGGCGACGGAUGGCGAUGUCCGCGUCGUGACGAUCGAAACGGAUGUCAGUGAGGAGGGGCAGGUUGAGGGGAUGGUUGAGAGGACGGUAAGGGAGUUGGGGAGGGUGGAUUAUGCUGUUAAUGCUGCUGGAAUCCUCACCACCCCCCACCGCUCCCACGACCUCUCCCCCCGAGAUUUCGACCACAUCAACGCCAUCAACUACCGCGGCUGCUGGCUGUCCUCGCGCGCGGAGAUUGCCCAGAUGCGCCAGCAGGAGCCUCUGGACACGCAUGAUGGCCGGCCGGGGAAUCGAGGCGCGGUGGUGAAUGUCGCGAGUCAGUUGGGGAUUGUGGGGAGGUCGGAGGCUGCGGCAUACUGUGCCUCGAAGGCAGCCGUGAUUAGCAUGACGCGCUGUGAUGCUAUUGAUUACUCCAAGGAUAAUAUUCGUGUUAACUGCAUCUGCCCCGGCGUAAUCGACACCCCGAUGACCCGCCCCAACAUGACCUUCCUCUCGCCCGCCAUCUCCCUCGCACCGCUCAACCGCCCGGGCACCGCGCAGGAGAUCGCCGACGCCGUGCUGUUCCUCGCGAGUCCGAAGGCGUCGUUUGUGCAGGGGGCCGCGAUGGUGGUGGAUGGGGGGUAUACGAUUAAUUAA
Molecule: messenger RNA, 792 nt
Organism: Zasmidium cellare ATCC 36951
Lineage: Eukaryota; Fungi; Ascomycota; Dothideomycetes; Mycosphaerellales; Mycosphaerellaceae
Exons: 6
Coding region: 1-792 (263 amino acids)
Source: RefSeq, a predicted model, not a curated record